Molecule: messenger RNA, 400 nt
Organism: Ambispora leptoticha
Lineage: Eukaryota; Fungi; Glomeromycota; Glomeromycetes; Archaeosporales; Ambisporaceae
Source: the annotation of a GenBank genome assembly
AUGGAAAACCCUGAUACAAAAAGGGUUUACCAAUCUGGCUGCCAGAGUUGCACCAGAGGAAAAGGCUAACUGGUUUGGUAGUUGGGGAGGGAUUGGUAUAAGGACUGGCUUGAUGUGGGUAUCAGGAUCGGAACGAACCUUGCAAGAGCUAGGAGAUUUGGCAGUAUGGUCUGCUUAUAAAGGUUUAGAACCUAUCUGGCAAACUUAUCUACAGAAAGAAUUGGUGGUGUGGUCUGCUCAAGAACGAUAUGGUGAGCGUGAACGAGAACGGCGGGGAGAACGAGAACGGCGGGGAGAACGGGAACGGCGGGGAGAACGGGAACGGCGGGGAGAACGGGAACGACGGGGAGAACGGGAACGGCGGGAAGAACGGGAACGAGAACGACGAUAUGGAGAGUAG